Molecule: messenger RNA, 987 nt
Organism: Triticum turgidum subsp. durum (durum wheat)
Lineage: Eukaryota; Viridiplantae; Streptophyta; Magnoliopsida; Poales; Poaceae
Source: the annotation of a GenBank genome assembly
AUGGUGGCCUCUCUAGAUAAUGUGAGAGGCUUGACUUUAGCCAUGUCAUCCAGUGCAUUCAUCGGUUCAAGCUUUGUAAUCAAGAAAAUUGGGCUGAAGAAGGCUGGGGAUUCUGGGGCUAGAGCAAGAGCAGGUUCUGGAGGUCAUUCAUACUUGUAUGAACCAUUAUGGUGGCUGGGAAUGGUCACUAUGAUUCUGGGCGAGAUAGCAAACUUUGCAGCAUACGCAUUUGCCCCUGCCAUACUUGUUACUCCUCUAGGAGCUCUGAGCAUCAUAUUUAGUGCAGUGCUCGCACACUUCAUCCUGAAAGAGAGAUUGCAUAUGUUUGGUGUUGUUGGUUGCAUCUUGUGUGUUGUUGGGUCUGUUGGUAUAGUUUUGCAUGCCCCAAAGGAGAGGGAGAUUAAUUCAGUGGAGGAAAUAUGGCAUUUUGCAACUCAGCCAGGUUUCAUUGUUUAUUCAUGUGUGGCUGUGGUUGGUGCUCUUUUUUUGAUUUUCUGGGCUGUCAAACGCUCUGGUCAUAGGAAGAUGCUCGUCUAUAUUGCAAUCUGUUCACUAAUGGGAUCACUCACGGUUAUCAGCGUAAAAGCAGUUGCCAUUGCCUUGAAGCUGUCAUUUAGUGAAUCAAACCAAUUCAUCUACGUCCAGACGUGGUUCUUCAUAUUUGUUGUCAUUAUUUGCUGCUUGGUGCAGUUGAACUAUUUAAACAAGGCUUUGGACUCUUUCAAUACGGCUGUGGUCUCUCCGGUAUACUACGUGAUGUUCACCAUUCUUACGAUUCUCGCUAACAUGAUUAUGUACAAGGAUUGGGUUUCACAGAGUGCAACACAGAUAGCUACUCAACUAUGUGGGUUCGUGACUAUUGUUGCAGGGACUUUUCUACUUCACAAGACUAACACCAGCAGCACAGAUAGACAUGCGGAGAGUGCACCAACACCUCCACCUCCACCGCCGCCGCCGCCGCCUGAUCAAAUUUGUGUGCAGGGAUGA